This is a messenger RNA of Chrysemys picta bellii (western painted turtle), 1298 nucleotides long. The record is from RefSeq and is a predicted model, not a curated record. Lineage: Eukaryota; Metazoa; Chordata; Testudines; Emydidae.
CAGCCUGUCGCCAGCUAGGGCUGGCGUUUAAAGGGGCAGCGUCCGCCUAGUGAAGCCCCCUGUCCUGCUCCUCAGCCCAUCUAUGCUGAGCCCCUGGGAGAGAUUGUCUCCCCCUGCCCCCAAACUGUUCCUGGUGCUCCUCUCACAGGGCAGGGCUGAUGGGUGGGUGCUGAGGUAGCUGGGAGUGGGGGUGAUGAGAUGGCUGCGCUGUGGGUGUAGGCGUGGAAGGUGUUUGCCAGGAGUCAGUGAAGGUGGGGGGAAGCCCAGUGCAGUUGGCUAGCGCACGAGGGAGCCUGAUUCUCGUCCGAGACCCUCACUUUGUCCCUGAGCUGCUGCCACCUCCGCCCACCUGUGCCCUCCCGGCUGGGAUCUGUCAGGAGGAGCAGCGAGAAUCCAGGGGCACUGCGGGAAGUGACCGGUGGAUCAGCCAUGUCCCAACCCGCUCCCCUGAUUUAAACUGUGUCUCUCCUAGGGUGCCUGGGCUGCGCGGCCCCAUGGCCCCGUACCGCAUCCGGCAGUACGAGGACUGUGACUACGAGGCCGUGUGCACCAUGUUCGGCCACGGGAUUAUGGAGCACACUCCUGCUGCGUUCAUCUACAUGCUGAAGCGUCUCCGGGCCCAGCUGCACUUCCUGGGCCUGUUCUUGGCAGUACUCGCGGCCUCCGGGUCCCUCCUGGUCUCCCUCCUGGCUCUCCUGCUCGCUUUCACCGGGGGCUGGUUUUCCAUCCGGUCUCUCUGGACCAAUUUCGCCCAGCAGUUUCUUCGUGAUGACCUACUAGACAUCCGGAGAACCUACCUGAAGGCAGCAGACUCUUGUUUCUGGGUGGCAGAGGCUGAGGGGGCGGUGGUGGGUAUAGUUGGGGCCAUGCUGCCGGAGGACCCCUCGGAAAGGGGGCGCGCCCUGGAACUAAAGCGCAUGUCCGUGGGGAGAGAGCACCGGGGCCGGGGCAUCGCCAAGGCGCUCUGCAGGACGGUCAUCCGCUUCACCCAGGAACGCGGGUACAGUGCGGUCGUGCUGACCACCACCAUGGUUCACUACUCGGCCCAGCAGCUGUACGAGAGCAUGGGCUUCCGGAGGGUCUCACAGAGGUCCCCAUCGCUUCUCACCAGCUUCCUGCAGUUCUCCCUGUUCUAUUACCGAUACGAGAUUCCAGGGUCUCGCUGAAGGCUCAGGGGUGGUGAUUCUUCGCCUGCCUGCUCAGCCGCUGGGAGCUUUGCCUGGCUUGUUAAUUAACUCCCAGCAAGUUGUUAUUUUUUUACCUUUUGGGUUAAAAAAUAAACUGAGCUUGGAGAAAAA